This is a messenger RNA of Asterias rubens (European starfish), 2126 nucleotides long. RefSeq names its product 5-hydroxytryptamine receptor 1A-like. The transcript has a single exon. The coding region runs from base 499 to 1650 and encodes 383 amino acids. Gene Ontology annotation, molecular function: G protein-coupled receptor activity. NCBI's taxonomy places the organism in Eukaryota, Metazoa, Echinodermata, Asteroidea, Forcipulatida, Asteriidae. Gene Ontology annotation, cellular component: membrane. The record is from RefSeq and is a predicted model, not a curated record. Gene Ontology annotation, biological process: G protein-coupled receptor signaling pathway.
UCAAAUGAUUCGUGAACGCUGAGUUUGACUGGCUGAGUUUUGGUUACAUCAAGCGGAUACGGGAGUGUCGCUGACUUGAAUUAAAAAACACAUCGGUGGCGUGUUUCACUCGGUUUUCAGUUGUGUUUUGGGUAGGACUAUAUAAGAGGGCGGUGAAGUCUGCUCAGUUUUCAUCAAGGGUUUUUUGCGCUGACCCUACUACUGCGUAUUCGGCAUGUUCCUCGACUUAAGUAUACAUCAAUUCAUCAUACCAACAAGUGGACUGUCCAUUGUUGCAUUCCAGCCUUGGUUUGAUUUCCAUUGAUGUGAAUGUGAGGGGAAAACAAGAUGGACUCGUCGCGUUAAAGGUCCACUCAAGGGAAAUUUGCGGGGUUUGUUUUAAGGUGACAUUUCAACAGAGCAAGGCUGUGAUAAAGUGAAGACGCUUCUUAAGACACUUGGAGUGAAUUGCGGUAAGAAUAAGAUGCUGCUGAAAGACUUGGAGUGAAUUGUGGUACGAUGCUCCUAGAUGAUAACUCAAACAUGAACUCAAGUCUGUAUCACGAUGACGGAGAAAGUCCCAAGGAGGAUCUGACUAUCUUCGUCUAUUACAUUUUCGGGAUUCUUCUCCCGAUGUCGCUCUUCAUCUGCACCGGGAAUCUCUUUGUCAUCGCCGCGGUGUGUAGCAGUUCAGCCACGCUGCUCCUACAGCAGACUACCAAUAAAUUCAUAGCGAGUCUGGCCGUGGCUGACUGCCUGGUCGGCAUGUCGCUCGUCCCCGUCUUCUACCUCGGUAUUCUCGCUGAAUCCCUGAAGACGGACUUUUACUUCUGCCUGGUGAUCGUCAUUUGGAUUCAGGUGUCUUGCGGUAUCUCCAUGCUGCACGUACUGUGUAUAGCAUUCGACCGUUUUCUCGCCGUUAUCUUCCCGUUGGUUUAUCACCAACUGAUGACAACUCGCCGGAGCACCGUUAUGAUCGUAACAACGUGGUUGGUCACAUCAAUUGUCGGCCUGACCCCAUUCAUGGGUUGGAGAAGACCGGUCAAAACACUCCAUUUCUGUUACAUUGAUCAGGUCUUACAUUUCGCCUACUUCUUUCUCUCCUUCAUGCUGACAUUCGCGAUUCCUUUAGUGCUCAUGGUGAUUCUAUACGCUCAGAUUAUUAUCGCAGCUCGCCGUAACAUCCGACGCAUCAACGCCAUCGUUGAACCGACCACAGCGGCCAAAAACAACCCAUCCAGGUCUACGCGAGCCAUUAACAUGAAAGCCACCAAAACCACGGCCAUCGUUGUUGGGGCGUUCCUGUUCUGCUGGCUGCCGAUUUACAUCUAUAACUUCACCAUGGAGUACCUCAACUCCCAUCGAGACCCCGGCUCGGAUACCAUUCGCUUCCCCAUGAUCGAGGCCGUCUUGCACACGCUGGCGUUUGCUAACUCCGGGGUAAACCCCAUCAUAUACGCGUACCGCUACGCCGAGUUUCGGAGGAACAUUAAGAAAGUCUUGAAGAGAGCUCUCACGUGUAUGGUAUGCUGGAAAGAAGAUGGGCCCCCUUCGAGCAGAACAUCGAGGACACUUGUUAAUUUGGACCAAAUAACAAUUAGUCCAACAACAACCACGGUACAGGGUGGGUCGUCUGUGCAAUCGAACCCCAUGUAUGUGGUCCAACUGUGACAGACAGAACUUACACUAAACCCUCUAAAAAAACACCUGGGUCGGCAGAAUUCACCCGGAGUCUGUGUCUCGGGGAACCAGGAGAGCUGCUUAAAGCAUAACAAGUAGCCUAGCACAAUCAAAAGACCGUUUUACGUCAUGUACAAUAUGUGGCUGGUAUAAAUUUGCUUAUUUUUGUCGAGCAGCCAUAUUUUGAACAAUAUUUCUGGGUCAGGCUGAUGCCGUAUACAGUGUAAUAUUUACUAUUAACCUCCAGGAGAUCUGCGUCAAAAUAACCCAUUUUGGGGUCAUUUAGACACAGAUACCAGGGUCCGGGCCUCUCUUAAUUCUUAACGUAAACGAGUUUUGAAAAAUCACUCUUUUUGUCCGCCAUACCAUUCUCGGAAAGAGCCGUAUGACGGACGACUCUUUUCAGAGUGAAUGUCCGGUAUUUUCCACACGAUUUAGAGUUUCAUAAAAACAGUCUUCACACAAUA